This is a messenger RNA of Dentiscutata erythropus, 3711 nucleotides long. The record is from the annotation of a GenBank genome assembly. NCBI's taxonomy places the organism in Eukaryota, Fungi, Glomeromycota, Glomeromycetes, Diversisporales, Gigasporaceae.
AUGGAGCGGGAUACUUACGCUUUAUAUCAUACUUUGGGUGUACAAAAGACUGCUACUGAAGAAGAGAUUAAGAAAGCAUAUAGACGCCUGGCGCUAAGAUACCACCCGGACAAAAAUCCAAAUGCUGCCGAUCAGUUCAAGGCGAUUACUCAUGCUUAUGAAAUAUUAGGAGAUCCAAAAAAACGUCAAGUGUAUGAUAAAUAUGGAGAGAUGGGAAUUAGUAUGCUGGAUUCUGUAGCUGGUUUCCUGUUAGAUCCAGAAAUUCAAGGACCACUAUGCAUGCUAUUCACAAUACUUUCAAUUUUGGUCAUCCUCAUAAUCCUGUUUUUCGUCUUCUUAUCAAUAAGAGUAGAUGGUGCUGUAUCAUGGAGUUAUGGAAUUGUAUUCUUACCAAUAUGGAUUGAAGAUUUUAUUUUAUUUUUGGUACUUAUUGCUUAUGCUAAUGCAAGAAAAGAUCCUUCUGAAGAUGGUGAUAAUGAUGAUGAAUAUGAAGGUUUAUAUCAUCAAGAUCCUGAGGUUAGAGAACAAGCUAGGGAAGCAAGGCGAAAACAGCAAAGAGCUCUUUAUAGGACUCGUAAUUUUUUAUAUAAUGCUUAUUUGGUAAUGAUCGUAUUAUUUGAAGCUUUUAUCGUUCUUAGAGCUGAUGAUAAAAUAAGUUGGAGUGCCGCUAUUAUAUUUGCUCCUUAUUUUAUUGUUGAGGGUAUCAAUUUAUAUCCUAAUUUCUUAGAAUUCUUGGAUUUAUUAAAAUCUACUAGAGUACUUGAUGUCAAUGGCAGGCCUUCCAUUUAUCUUAAGAUUAAAUGUUUCUUUGAUACUUUUUGGUGGUUUAUUAUCAGAGUAUCUUUUGCCAUUUUGAUUGUACUCAGAAUUGAUCAAAUUAUCGUUUGCAGUUGGGGCUUGGUUUUUAUUCCAUUAUAUUUAGUUGGUAUUAAAUAUGGUCUUCGAAUUUUAUGGUUAUGGUGGAAUUUAAGAAGAACUGAAUCUCUACAGAAUAAGGGAAAAGUGGAUGUUGUGGUUGGGGCUAUUUCUUUUGUUGUGGUGGGAACCCUAUUUUAUACUGUUAUAGGAUUAUUAGCUAGUAGAUUAGAUGGUAAUACGGGAAUAAAAGUAUCUUCAAUCCUAAUUCCUGUAUUUAUCACAUUAUCUUUCGCAUUUUGUUGCACGGGGUGCUGUUUACCUUGUAUUCUCUUAGUAUGGAAUGCGGAUGAUCUUGAAAGCGGUUCUGAUCCUUCGCUUAAAACUUAUGAUAAACGGAUUACUUAUCCUACAGCGGCUGGUCCAAGUACUUCAUUUGCUAGUGGUAGCAAUGAAACUGCAAAGGAUGAUGCUUGUAUCAUCGUCCGCUCUGAGGAGGAUACAGCUGUUUUAUUACUGAACUCUCGCAUAAUGAAAGAUCAUGAUUAUCAAAAGCAACAAGACACGUUAGUAGUCUGGACUGAACCUAAUGGAUUAGAUUUGGCUUUAAGUUUUCAGGAAGCUGAGGGUUGUACAGAAAUAUGGGAGUUUAUAUCGGACAUUAAAGUUCGUAUGGGCAAUUCAAAUUCUAGUGAUGCGCGAUCUAGUCCUCCACCAGAACCGGAAAUACCGAAUAUGACGAUAAAACUACCGGAGCCAACCUUGUCUAAUUUAGAAGAAAUUGAAACAAUAAUUAAAGUGUCGAGUCGGUCCAUUUAUGAACGAGAAAAGCUAGCAGCAUUUGUUACGCAGGAUCUUGAAGAUUUAAAAGACUUACAUAGAUUAUGUAAUAUAAUGAAAGGCAUUAUAAUGCUUCAGGAUAGCGAAAUUUAUGAAUUUAUUUUACGCGACGAUGUUAUUAUGCAAGUGGUUGGAAUGCUAGAAUAUGAUCCCGAAUUUCCCAAUUACAAAGCUAACCAUCGCCAAUAUCUGGCAGAUAAUUCAAAAUUUAAAGAAAUUGUUAAAAUAAAGGAUAAGGCGAUCGAAACAAAAAUUCAUGAAACUUUUCGCCUUCAAUAUCUCAAAGAUGUAGUGUUUGCGCGUGUAUUCGAUGAUCCGACAAGUUCCAUACUUUCAUCACUUAUUUUCUUUAAUCAUGUUGAUAUUUGCAAACACUUUUCACAAGAUGAUGAAUUUUUGGAAGAACUCUUUAAUAUUGUUAAUGAAGAAAAUGGGUCACCAAAACGUAAACGUGAUGUUAUCAUGUUUGUUCAACAACUUUGUUUUAUCGCCAAAAGUAUUCAUGUACAACAUAAAAAAGAAUUGUACAGGUCGUUAGCAAGGCAUGGACUAUUUAAAGUUUUUGAUCAUUCAUUGGUGGAUGAUGAUCCAACCGUCAAGACUGCUGGUGGUGAAAUAUUAGCGUCUCUUUUGGAUACAGACGCAAGUAUUAUUAGAUCUCAUAUUGUAAAGCAGGCUGAGGGCAAAAAGAAAACUUUGGCAGAAACAAUCAUUGAAAGAUUUAUUCAAGAUUCAGAUUUGGGUGUAAAAGCUCAAUAUGCUGAAGCUCUUCGGCUUUUACUAGAUAUGAAUGCUGGGUUAUCAGAGAUGGGUUUUAUAGUUCCAGAGUCAUUAUCUCUGCUUCAACCUAAACAUGAUGAUGAUAUCGAUAAUUUUUUAAAUUUAUUCUAUGAAGAACUUAUAUCAAAGAUGGUAAAGCCGGUUUCAGACCUUGAAAAAGAAGAUGUUCUUAGUUUAUCUCCUGACAUAGCAGCAUUAUGUUUUCAUAUAUGUGAGCUCUUGUCAUUUGUUAUCCGACAACAUACUUUUAGAAGUAAAUAUUUUGUAUUAUCAACCGAUAUAUCAUCAAAAAUAUGCAUGCUAUUUAGAUGUCCUGAAAAGUAUGUAAAAUUAGCCGCUUUGCGGUACUUUCGAGCCUGUAUAGGUAUGAAAGAAGAUUUUUAUAAUAGAUAUCUAGUACGUAAUAAUCUUUUCGAUCCCAUAAUACGCGUGUUCAUGGAAACGAAAGGACGGGAUAACUUAUUAAAUUCAGCGUUUCUUGAGCUAUUUGAUUCCAUAAGAAAGGACAAUAUUAAAUAUCUUAUUACACAUAUAAUGGAAAGGCAUGGUGAACAAUUGUUAAAAAUUGAUUACGUUGACACUUUUCAACAACUUCAACUUCGUUAUGAACAAAAUAAAGAAAUCCUUAUUGGAUCAGAUAAAUCACCUGGUGAAUCUAGUCAAAGUCAAAGCAAUAUACGUCAAACAGGUCGCGAAGGUUGGUCAUCUGGAAUAGGUGAUGAAGACGAAGAUGCGUACUUCAACACUUCAGAUGAAGAAGAUAAUAUUAGUAAUACAUCCGGUGAAUGUUCGAAAAUUGUCACAACAAAACAAGAUGAUGAAUCUAAAGAAGGAUCAAUACCUGAAGAUGAAUCAAAAUCACCAGCUGAUUCAAAAGAAGAGUCAAAAACUAGUAAUGUGGGAACGGUGGGGUUGGUUGAUUAUCCAGAUGAUGAUGAUGAAAAUGUGAAAAAGAACAUUGAUGAAUCAGUAGCUUCCGAAACUUCUGAAGCUUCCGAUAAACAACAAACAUCAACUUCACCACCAUUAUCGCCGCGACCAACCUGCUACAAACGAGGCAUCCCUCUCGUCAAAUGGGUCCUCACCCAAGAAAAGUGGAUUGAAGAUUCUGCGAUCGUCUCCGACGUUGAGACCGAAAAUGAAGAAGGCACGCACAGAAUAAUUUUAUUUUUAUGCAUGAUUGAUGAUGGCCUUUCAGUAAUCGGGAAAAAAAAAAACACUCCACGAAAUUAUUAA